Messenger RNA from Sparassis crispa, 1536 nucleotides. RefSeq names its product Multifunctional cytochrome P450 monooxygenase af510. Lineage: Eukaryota; Fungi; Basidiomycota; Agaricomycetes; Polyporales; Sparassidaceae. Gene Ontology annotation, molecular function: iron ion binding; heme binding; oxidoreductase activity, acting on paired donors, with incorporation or reduction of molecular oxygen. The transcript is spliced from 13 exons. The coding region runs from base 1 to 1536 and encodes 511 amino acids. The record is from RefSeq and is a predicted model, not a curated record.
AUGGAUUCUGUAACUGCAUACUUGUGCUCAUGCACAGUCAUAUUGGCGCUCAUUUUGAUUGGACGGAGGCACAAGUCCGCUUUGCCUCUGCCUCCUGGUCCUCCUGCGGAUCCGAUCAUUGGACACCUUCGAAAGUUCUCUUUUGCUCGUCAGCACGAACUCUUCCGCGAAUGGGCGACCAAGUACGGAGAUAUCUUCCAAUUGCAUAUAUUAGGCCGCAACAUCGUGGUCCUGAAUUCUCUGCAAGUCGCUACUGACCUUAUGGAUAAACGGAGUGCCAAAUACAGCGACAGACCGUCAUGCACCACCUUAGAGAUGAUGGGCUAUGAUACAAAUGUUGCAUUCAUGGAAUACGGCCCGCGGUGGAAGAAACACCGCAAGAUUUUCCGAGGAUACUUCAACGAGAACGAGAGCCUUACAUAUCGCUCCCAGCAGACUCGAGGAGCGCAUGCACUUCUGAAGGAUUUGCUGACUUCGCCCCAUGCAUUCAUUGAGGUGACGCAACGGUUUGCCAUGCGAGGCGUCUUGGAGAUAGCGUACGGCCAUCAGGUACAUUCUGACGACGACGUCUACGUCAAACUGACAGCGGAUGCACUGCAUGGUGCCGACGAGGCGAAACUUGGUGUCUCGCUGGUCGACUUUUUCCCAUUACUGGCCUAUCUCCCCCAUUGGCUACCCGGAUGUUCCUCUUUCACUGCUGCGGCACGUCGUUGGGGCCCUGUUACACGAGAAAUGCACGACUACCCAUUCAAUGACGUGUUGAAACAGAUGGACGCAGGCAUCGCUCAACCGUCGUUUCUAUCUUCAUAUCUGGAGCGAUACAAGACGGAAGGUGCGAAGGAUUAUGAUUUGGGUGACCUCAAAGGUGCAGCUGGCACCAUCCUCACUGCUGGUGCUGAAACGACAUGGUCCCUCAUCCUAACCUUCUACUUCUGCAUGCUCCUGUUCCCAGAGGUGCAGCACAGAGCACAGGUCGAAAUUGACCGAGUGAUAGGUCCUGGUAGACUGCCGGACUUCAGCGACCGCGAUGCACUGCCUUUUGUAGAAUACGUCUUACAGGAGACUAUUAGAUGGCAUCCUGCUGCCCCUCAAGGCAUUGCGCACCGUUCUGUCGACGACGACAUAUACAACGGGAUGUUCAUCGCAAGGGGUUCGAUCAUAAUCCCCAAUGUCAUGGCAAUGAGCCGUGACGAGACGAUGUACAAGGACGCAGAGGCAUUCUGUCCCGAGCGUUUCCUCCCCUCACCCGCAGGUCGCGGGGAGCCAUAUCUAGGCGCUGUCUUCGGUUUCGGUCGGCGAAUCUGUCCUGGAAGAUACUUCGCAGACAACAGCGCAUGGAUCGUCGCCGCGACUGUUCUCGCGACCUUCGAUAUUUGCAAGGCUGUCGACAAGGAUGGAAAAGCCAUCGAGCCGGACGUGGUGUUCACGACGGACGGGCUGGCAAGCCGUCCAAAACCGUUUGAAUGUGUCUUUCAACCGCGCUCAGAGAUGGCGAAGAAGCUGAUUAUACAGCAGGAGAAUUUGGGCGAAGAUUGA